This is a messenger RNA of Trypanosoma brucei brucei TREU927, 2211 nucleotides long. RefSeq lists its product as hypothetical. The coding region runs from base 1 to 2211 and encodes 736 amino acids. Lineage: Eukaryota; Euglenozoa; Kinetoplastea; Trypanosomatida; Trypanosomatidae. The transcript has a single exon. The record is from RefSeq and is a predicted model, not a curated record. Gene Ontology annotation, biological process: N-terminal peptidyl-methionine acetylation. Gene Ontology annotation, cellular component: NatC complex.
AUGUUGUGCGCGUUGGAUGACACUUGGGCAGAUUGUCUUGAUGAGUUUAAAUUGGCCCUUUCCUCCACGGGAAAUACGUGGAAAUGUGAAUCAUUAGCGGGUGUCGAUAAGGAGGCGAUGCUCAGCGCUCCAGAGGUGAUGGAUGCCAAGACGGACCCAGGAUGCGGAUAUGCUCAAAUCCGCUCGCUCAACGACCUCCUCGCGAAAGGGGACAUUCCUUCGGCUGCAACACUGCAGGGACAGGAAUUACUGGACGUCAUGGACCUCAUUCUUGCUAAGGAACUACAAUAUCUUCAGGGAUUUUCCCUUACUUCGGGUUGUCUUGCCUUCCCGUAUUUUUUCAAGAUGGAUUUACUAAAGGAGCAGAAUCCUGUGUUGCAUGCGUAUUGCCGAGGUGUUGUGAGGACCGUAGAGAUUGUGCUGCGUGCGGUCAUGACGACUGGGAUCCGCAGCGAUGAGGAGUUUGUGCCAUGGAUAAGGGAGAUGGAAAGCGAGGAAAACGUGCCCGAUGAGCAGAUUCUUUGUCAACUUGAGGAGGCUGCAUGCAAGGCAGACUCACCUGCCGUUGCGACGCGGUUGCGUUGGCGCAUGGACUUUCUUUCUGCGCUCCGGUUGUUUGUUGUUGUUGAGGGAAAAGCGGCUGUUGAGGAGGCAUGCGGUAUAUGCAGCGCGGCGCAGGAGCUGUUGAAUUCAGAUGACUAUGCGCGUACUUUUGAGCCCGUGCAGGAUGGCCGUUUUUUCCGCGAGACUGAGGUUGCGUAUUGGGCGAGUGGUUUCACUCCAACAAAACCAAUGCCCGUUGCUCCCUUUUGUGAGGUGGUGCAGUCGUACACGACAACGCUGCAGCAGUUGGCUUCACUCAAAGAUUUGUUCAGUUUACCGUCUAUUCAAGCCAUCUUGGAAUAUAUCGAGUCUAUCGGGGCGCAGAAGCCGCUGCUUCCAGUGCGAGCAAUUGCAGUAAUCGCACUAUUUCGCAGUAAUCCAAGUGAGUCUUUUCUUUAUGGUCCUUCCUUGAGCCAUCGCGUUCUUGAAGACUUGUCAACAAGUUACGGCGCCCCCCUUUAUCUUGGAAUAAUGGAGGGAAAGGAGGAAUUACUCGAGGGUGUGGUGAAGUAUCGCCUUCACAAGGGAAUGGACCACCGCAAAGUAACACCUCAACAAACCGAGUUCCUCCGCCAGCACACCGUAGAUGCUGUACGUAGUUGGGCAAGAGAAAUGGAAAAGGUAUAUCUUAUUCAUAUGGAGUGUAUGCUCUGCAACCGGGGUCUUGCCCACCGCCGGCUUAUGAAUGUGCUGCCCCAACUAGGGGGACUGCAGGAAAUGUCGUACAGCACUGACAUUAACAUUUUUCUUUCUCAGACCCCGGGGUUGGCUGCGGACUUGCAGAACGAAGCUAUCAAGCGAACAUCAAUACUUACAAUGUACGCUAACCAACAUGUUUUGCAUGUGAUGGAGCUUAUUUUCUCCCUUACGGUUGAACUUGAUCUCUUUACGCAGGGAGAGCUUGUACCCGCACUUUGGUAUAUGAAUUUUAUACAGCGGCUGCAGGUGGAGAACCUCUUAAAUUUAUCUCCGCCAUAUGGCGCUUUAAUUCCUGAAACCCGUAUAAACCGGGUAACGAAGGUACCACUGUAUAAUCUGGCCCUAAGCACUCGUACCUCAGGGAAUGUGGACACACUUCGUGUUGCCAUUUUGGAGACGGGUCGGCAGAUUACUGAUGCUCUUUUCCGUGCCGCAUGCGUGAUGGAGGCCAAGGGGCUUAUCGACUUCAAAACUCAGGGAAAGUACUCACUUACUACGGUGGAGAGAGUGUUUAACAACCGCAUGAAAUGCUUGGGCCACAUCCGCAGCCCAACCUUUGUGCCAUACGGCUACUGUGUGUCUGCCAAACCUAACUUUUCCUCAACUAAUGACGGGGAUCCACCGAAAAUUUCACAUUACGCUCACGAAGCAGGCGUGCAGGCGCUUAAUGCGGCAGAGCGAUUGAAACAUCUGCUAGCGAUGAAGGGCCUCGAUGGGGCGCGCGGGAGAGCUUUGUACGAACACAUCAAGGCAAUGGAAAAGACAGCGCGGGCGAUAAAUGCGUCUUUGGCAUCAUUUGUUGGUGUGUGUGACGAUGAGGAGGCAUUGAAGGGGUAUGCCGUGGAGGUUUGUCGACCCUUCCAUUCCUGUAUGAUAUGCCUCACCUUAAGGAAGAGGACAACCGCUUGA